Messenger RNA from Drosophila bipectinata, 734 nucleotides. The record is from RefSeq and is a predicted model, not a curated record. NCBI's taxonomy places the organism in Eukaryota, Metazoa, Arthropoda, Insecta, Diptera, Drosophilidae.
UUUCAAUUUCGAUAGUCAAUAUGAAGUCAAUUUACUUAUUAGUCGUGCUGUUCACUCUGUGGCAAACUUGUUUUGCUGCUGCCGAGCAGUAUUAUUCGUCCUGCGAAGAGGCUAAGCUACAGAGAAGCGGAGUCCAGACAAUUAAAUUAGGCAACGACACCUUGAAUGUGUAUUGUGAGACCCCGAGAAUGGGAAAAAGUGGCUGGUUGGUGAUCCAGAGAAGAGUCAGUGCCGAGGAGAACUUUUAUCGCAAUUGGACCACCUACGAAAAUGGUUUUGGCGACAUAAAUAACAACUUUUUUAUUGGAUUGAAAACCUUAACAAAUAUGAUGCAAUUAAAGCCCCAUGAAUUGUAUAUUUAUCUGGAGAACUUUAAAGGGGAAACACGAUAUGCAUACUAUGAUUUCAUCAAUGUAGGGGAUGCAAGCUCCAAGUAUAAGCUGGAGUUAGGAACCUAUUACGGAACUGCCGGAGACUCAAUGGAUGAACACAGAAACAUGAUGUUUAGCACCUACGACAGUGAUAAUGAUAAAGUCGUCGAAAAUUGCGCAGCUAUGUACACAGGUGCCUGGUGGUACAACAGAUGCUACCACAACAAUCUGAAUGGUGCCUAUCUAGGAAGCGGUGUACAUGACGGGACCUAUUUGUGGGCCUCUGGUAUAGUUUGGAAAACAUUUCAAGACUAUACUUUAAGCCUAAAAAAGGUUGAAAUGAUGGUGAAACCCAAGUGGUAA